CUCAUUCAAUAUGACACAACCCGGCGCCGCCUUUAGCAAUCACUUUGUACCAUAUGCGCGAGGCUGUUUCCCUCAAACCAACAGCUUCUAGACAUUGAAGACUCCUAAUCUCUAUCUACCUUGCGAGCUGUUCUCCGGUCACCUGCCAAGGGAGUUCAAAGUCGGCCUCAUGCCAACCACGCCCGUUAUGGGCUCCGAAAAGAUCCUCCCACAAGAGGGCCAAAGAAAUAUUCUGAUUACUUCUGCGCUACCAUAUGUGAACAACGUACCACACUUGGGCAACAUCGUGGGCAGCGUACUGAGUGCCGACGUCUUUUCCAGAUACAACAAGGCUCGCGGCCGACCAACCCUCUUCGUAUGCGGAACCGACGAGUAUGGAACAGCUACCGAAACGAAGGCCUUGGAAGAGGGAGUAACACCGGAAGAGCUGUGUGCAAAGUACAACAAAAUCCACGCCGAGAUUUAUGAGUGGUUCGAGCUCAAUUUCGACAUCUUUGGUCGGACGCCCACGAAACAACAUACGCAAAUCGCGCAAGAGAUCUUCCUACAGCUCCACGCCAAUGGCCACUUGACGGAACAUGUCAACAGACAACCCUUUUGCGAGAAGCACGGGAAAUUCCUGGCAGAUCGCUUCGUCGAAGGCACGUGUCCAAAGUGCGGCUACGACGACGCUCGUGGAGACCAGUGCGAUAAGUGUGGCAGUCUACUCGAUCCUCUGGACUUGAUAAACCCUCGUUGCAAAGUCGACGGUGCGACCCCUGUUACAAAAGAGACGAAGCACACAUACCUCCGGUUGGAUGAGCUUCAAGCAAGAAUCGAGGAGUGGUCACAACGUUCAAUUGAAAAGGGCGGAUGGUCAAGAAGUGCGAAGGUCAUUACCGAAGCAUGGUUGAAGCAAGGUCUGAAAGAAAGAGGCAUUACUCGGGACUUAGCCUGGGGAGUACCUGUUCCACUUCCAAGUUACGAGCACAAAGUCUUGUAUGUGUGGUUCGAGGCAUGCAUUGGCUAUCCCUCCAUCACCGCCAAUUAUACCGAAGAAUGGCAGAAGUGGUGGAAAAAUCCCUCGAAUGUGCAAUUGUAUCAAUUCAUGGGCAAAGACAACGUUCCAUUCCACUCCGUCAUCUUCCCUGGAUGUCAGAUGGGCACUGGCGAGGAAUGGACUCAACUACACCACUUGUCGUCGACCGAAUACCUCAACUACGAAAAUGGAAAGUUCAGCAAGAGUCGUGGCAUAGGGGUCUUCGGUAACAAUGCAAAGGACACUGGGGUGCCUCCCGAUGUAUGGAGAUAUUACCUGCUUAAGAAUCGACCCGAGUCAGGCGAUACCCAGUUUGAGUGGCGCUCAUUCAUCGACGGCAACAACUCCGAGCUCCUGGCCAAGCUGGGGAACUUUGUCAACAGAGUCAUCAAGCUUGUCAAUUCUCCCAAAGCCUACGCAGGGGUCAUCCCGGAUUUCGACCAGCAUAAUCUACCUUCCUCUUUCAAGGAGCAUCUGGAUGAAAUCACGGAGCUAACGAAACAGUAUCUGGCUGAGAUGGAAGCCGUUCACCUCCGCAAUGGCCUCCUUGUUGCCAUGAAAAUUGCAGAGGCGGGCAACGGCCUGAUUCAGGCACACCGACUCGACAAUUCGUUAAUAGCGAGCGACCCAGCUCUUGCUGCCGCCGUGGUAGGGACGGUAAUUAACUUGAUCUACCUCUGCUCAGCGAUCUUCGAACCUUAUCUCCCAGCGACAUGUGCGUCGAUACGCAAACAGCUAGAUGCCGGUUUCCUACAAAUUCCGUCCGAAGAAGACCUUGCAACAGGGUGGUUGCCGACAUAUAUCAAGCCUGGCCACAAAAUCGGAAAGGCAGAGUACUUGUUCACCAGGAUCGACGAGAAGAAGGCAGAUGAGUGGAGGGAGUUGUUUGGCGGUAAUCAGGCUGAGCGUGAGAAAAAGAAGAAGGAAGAAGCCGAGCUUGCGGCCAAGAAAGCAGAGCAGAAGCAGAAGGCUAAGGCGAAGAAAGCUGCUCAAAAAGCUGCUAAGGCUGCAGGAGGGGAGACUGUGGAAAAGACUGCCAAAGGUGGUUCUAAGGGUAAGGAGUUGGCCAACGGUGUGCUCGAGGUCGGGGAAGAUGCUGCCGUACAAAAGGUGACAGAUGGAGUCGCCCAGGUGACUUUACCAACAUCCUGAACUGUUCUGACGCCAUGUGACACUCGCAAGAAGUGUAGGCUAGAUAUCGGGGGAGACGGAUUAUGCGACAUGAAAGAAAAGCUUUGGGUUCGGACGGAGUCCUUUUUGUUCGUCAUGAGGCCCUCAACGGUCUAAGGGAGCUUGGUCAGGAAACUUCUCUGCUACAAGCAGAGCAAAAGAAGAUACCCGGGUGGCAGGCAUCAGAUGAAAGACGACGCAGUAGAUGUAGAAGACUCGCCAAAUAGUAUUGAGAGAGGUUAUCAUAUCCGAAGUUCUGGUCGUCUCCUCAAAUUAUUUCCUACGAGGCAUGUCUAAAUCAG
This is a messenger RNA of Exophiala xenobiotica, 2490 nucleotides long. RefSeq names its product methionine-tRNA ligase. Gene Ontology annotation, biological process: methionyl-tRNA aminoacylation. Gene Ontology annotation, cellular component: cytosol; aminoacyl-tRNA synthetase multienzyme complex. Gene Ontology annotation, molecular function: methionine-tRNA ligase activity; ATP binding. Bases 170 to 2170 code for a protein of 666 amino acids. The record is from RefSeq and is a predicted model, not a curated record. The transcript has 2 exons. Lineage: Eukaryota; Fungi; Ascomycota; Eurotiomycetes; Chaetothyriales; Herpotrichiellaceae.